Molecule: messenger RNA, 2901 nt
Organism: Aspergillus tanneri
Lineage: Eukaryota; Fungi; Ascomycota; Eurotiomycetes; Eurotiales; Aspergillaceae
Product: SH3 domain protein
Exons: 2
Coding region: 1-2901 (966 amino acids)
Biological process (GO): mitotic cell cycle checkpoint signaling; ubiquitin-dependent protein catabolic process; protein ubiquitination
Cellular component (GO): nucleus
Molecular function (GO): zinc ion binding; ubiquitin-protein transferase activity; protein binding
Source: RefSeq, a predicted model, not a curated record
AUGCAACAGUGGAGCCUAAAUCCCGAGCCGAGAUCGCCCACGGAUAUCCGCUGUUUACUUCUCCCCUACUUCGGGACAUUCAUUCGUUCCGUCAUCCACACUGUCAGUGUCAGUCCCGCCUGCUUUAUCCUCAUGUCGACCGAACCACGUUGUGGUCCUGGUCUGGGGGACCUUGAAAAGGAACUGACUUGCUCGAUUUGUACAGACCUUCUCUACCAACCUCUUACCCUCCUCGACUGUCUUCAUACGUUUUGCGGUUCCUGUUUGAAAGAAUGGUUUGCGGUCCAGGCUACCCGUCGACGAUCGUCGGUGAGGUUCACAUGUCCUUCAUGUCGGGCUGUGGUGAGAGAAACCAGACCGAACGCUACGGUCACCACCCUGCUCGAUAUGGUUUUAGCGGCGAAUCCUGAGCGAGGAAAGCCUGAUACGGAGAAGGAGGAGAUUGCACGGAAGUACAAGCAUGGGGAUUCUGUAUUUCCGCCGUCGCCUUCUGAUGAAAAUAGCCCAGGCGGGUCGGACGAGGAGGAUCGCAGGUUACUGGAAGAGGUCCGAGAAUUGAGUCUUCAGGAGACCAGGGCUCGGACGAGAGAUAGAGCCCAUCAAUCGGGACAGACGGCGAGGGCCGGCCGAACUGAAAGCUUGGAUGGUGAUGGGAGGAGAGAGGACGGCCGGGCCCGACGGCGGCGUGAAGAGCGACAGCGGGCGUUACGACCUGACGAUGCGUCGCAACGCACACGGCAGAUAGAGCAUCAGUCGAGUUUGCGGUCGUUGUUAAGUCUGUCGGAUACCGAGACGAUGGAGGAGGAGAUCCUACGACAGAUUUUUGAGGAAGGCCUGUUGGAUGGUAUUGAUCUGGACAAUUUAGGCCCAUCACAGGAGGAAGAACUCAGCGAGCGCAUCGCCGACGCUUACCGAAGGAGACAUCGGCUGCGGUCACGUUCACAGCAGAGACGAGAGAAUAAUGAGACAGCGCAUACUUCGAACCGCCCCCGUGCGCGAUCGCAGUCGGUGCAGAGAUCCCAGCCUGUGCCUCCGCCGCGCGAGUCCUCGAGAAACCCUCCAGUAUCACGCCCGUAUUUGUUGGACCCUCUUGUAUCGCACACUGGGCAGUCAGGUCAUCAUCGACGUCUGUCCGAUCAGGGAAGUAGUCGGAGGAGAACAUCCCCAGUCCCGGUUAAUCCGGCGUCGUCGUCGGAGGUCUCGUUAAGACAAGCGGCACGAUCAUCAAGCGAUAUGAUAGCGGAUCGUCCUCGGAGCUCCCGAGCUCGAGCGGCUGAUUCGACAACAUCACGAUCGCGACGAGCAACUGCGUCUGAACAAGCUGUGCCUAACAUAUGGGUAGAAGGGGCGAACGAACGGGAGCUCCGACGACAGAGGCCUGUCAGGCAGUCGGUCGACAUUCCUACCUCAGUCACUUCACCUUUGCAGAACAUCGAAAAUAGGCAUACUUCAGGACGUUCAGAACAGAUUGUCACCAGCCCGUCAGUGACUAGCUCACUCGCCGCUGAAGUUAGCAGUCCGACCAGGCAAGAGGCUCGGUCUAGACCAUCCUCAUCGCUAUCCACUGCAUCCCAGUCUGUAGUGUCUUAUGUCGAGCCUUCUAUUUCCUGUGAUCGAUGUGGAAAAUUGAACAUUCAGUACGACCUUCAUAAGACCUGUCCCCAGUGCAAAGAGGGCGGGUACCAUCUUUGUUUACGUUGCUAUCGGCUGGGUCGUGGCUGUCUCAACUGGACAGGGUUCGGUCCAUCUGCCAAGGUGAAUUAUGAGCGUAUUUGCGCAGCAUCCCACGGUCGGCCAACGCCGUCUCGUGAGUCCCAUCAUAUUUUGCUGUCCUCCAAGUACGCCAGGCCGUCGGGCAACGCGCGUCGACUAACGAGGGAUGGCAAGGAGAUGACGAGCGAAGACCCAUCCCGAAGAUUGCAGACGGGGAUUUUCUGCGACAUUUGCCAGGCGGCAGCUAAUGAUUGCUUCUGGAAAUGCAGCGAAUGCAACGAAGGAGACUGGGGGUUCUGCAAUCGAUGCGUCAACCAGGGACGAUGCUGCACGCAUGCACUCCUGCCGAUAUGUCGCGUUUCUGAUGGUCGACUCGAUCUGGUGAUACCGUCACCUACUCCCACCGAAGCCCGUAAUGGCUCUUCUACACCCCCUGUUGCACCCAGAGAACGCGAGACAUUCAAAAUUCUGGCAUUUUCGACAAACUGCGACAUCUGCACUCAGCCAAUACCUCCAGUGAUUCAACGAUUUCACUGUCUACAAUGCAAUGACGGCGACUACGACAUCUGCCCCAACUGCUACCUCAAACUCGUGGCGACUAAUAAAAUCCGCAAAGAGAAUGGACAUAAUGGCUGGCGACGGUGCCUGAAGGACCACCGGAUGGUAGUAGUCGGAUUUGAGGACCAUGAGGAUGGCCAGAGACGAGUCAUCGUGCGCGAUCUUGUGGGCGGCCGUGCCUUGAACGACGACCACGUUAAAUCUUCCUCUGCAUCAGCAUCUCCCGUCACUGUCACCGCCCCUUCCCCCGAGGUGUCAUCAGGUGACUGGAGUUGGAAGGACGGCACAGAGCGACGCAAAAAGGCUUCGCGCGUACGGGCCCCGUGGGUGCAUGCCGACCGUGAGCGUCAUGGGUCUCUUCAUAGUGGCUCGGAACCGUCGACGCCCGUCACGGCGACCUCGAAUACAUCAACCCGUCGAUUCCCCCCGGACGGUGGGGUGGGUGUGGUUCUCCAUGCGCUGUGGUCAUGGUACCCGGAGGACGGGGUGAAGGAUGAGCUGAUGUUUCCUCGGGGAGCAGAGAUCACGGAGGCCGAGAAUAUUAACGAUGACUGGUAUUGGGGAUGCUAUGCCGGGUCAACGGGACUGUUCCCUGGGACGCAUGUUUUUGUUGUGGGGGAGAUUGUGUAG